Molecule: messenger RNA, 4787 nt
Organism: Panthera uncia (snow leopard)
Lineage: Eukaryota; Metazoa; Chordata; Mammalia; Carnivora; Felidae
Gene: ZFP14
Product: ZFP14 zinc finger protein
Exons: 5
Coding region: 197-2035 (612 amino acids)
Biological process (GO): regulation of transcription by RNA polymerase II
Molecular function (GO): DNA-binding transcription factor activity; RNA polymerase II cis-regulatory region sequence-specific DNA binding
Source: RefSeq, a predicted model, not a curated record
UAUAUAUUUGAGCAUAUAUACUAAGCAUCUGCUGCGCCCCUAGUACAUACAUUAUGUGCUUGUUGGUGCCAAGCGCAUUCUAAGCCAUACUAGGGCUUCCUCAGCUACAAACACAAAACGGGCUCGCAGAACUCGCUUCGUCCAUUCCUGGGCAGCCUUGAAGCCCCUCCCCUAGUAGCCCACCGUCAAACCCUAAAUGCCGCCCCGCGAUCUAGCUCUCUCGCAGGCAUUCGCGCUUGCGCACUCUGAGCAACAAGUUGGGGCGGGGGCGGGCCCUCCCUACCGAAGACUACAUUUCCCACAGGCCUCUGCUCGUAGUUUCCUUCCGGCUUUCUUGCUGGUGUCGGCUCCGAGAGAUCUGGCUUAUCUGGACUCUGCGGUUCUCCGAAGAGAAAUCUUGAAAAGGACUGACCAGUUCUUGCAUUUUGAAACCAUGGCCCAUGGUUCAGUGACAUUCAGGGAUGUGGCCAUAGACUUCUCACAGGAAGAAUGGGAAUUCCUGGACUCGGCUCAAAGAGACUUAUAUAGGGAUGUGAUGUGGGAGAAUUAUAGUAAUUUCAUCUCACUAGCAGAACCUUCCAUUUCUAAACCAGAUGUGAUUACCUUAUUGGAUGAAGGGAAGGAGCCCUGGAUGGUUAUAAGGGAAGGGACCAGAAGACACUACCCUGAUUUGGAGUCCAGAUACAGGACCAAUACUUUAUCUCCAGAAAAGGACAUUUAUGAAAUAUAUUCAUUCCAGUGGGAGAUAAUGGAAAGAAUUAAAAGUUACAGUCUUCAGGACUCCCUUUUUAGAAAUGAUUGGGAAUGCAAAGGCAAGAUUGAGGGGCAAAAGGAACCACAAGAGGGAUAUUUUGGGCAAGUGAAAAUUACUUCUGAAAAAAUGACCACUUACAAAAAGCAUAAUUUUCUUGCUGAAUAUCAGAGAAUUCAAAAUGGAGAAAAGUUGUAUGAAUGUAAGGAAUGUAGGAAGACCUUUAUUCGCCGCUCAACACUUAGUCAACACCUGAGAAUUCAUACUGGGGAGAAACCUUAUAAAUGUAAGGAAUGCGGGCAGGCAUUUAGACAGCGUGCACACCUUAUCCGACAUCACAAACUUCAUACUGGUGAGAAGCCCUAUGAAUGUAAGGAAUGUGGAAAGGCCUUUACAGUGCUCCAAGAACUUACUCAACAUCAGAGGCUUCACACUGGUGAAAAACCCUAUGAAUGUAAGGAGUGUGGAAAAGCCUUCAGAGUGCAUCAGCAACUUGCUCGACAUCAGAGAAUUCACACUGGUGAGAAACCCUAUGAAUGUAAGGCAUGUGGGAAGACCUUUAGGCAGUGUACACAUCUUACUCGACAUCAGAGACUUCAUACUGCUGAGAAGCUCUAUGAGUGUAAGGAAUGUGGGAAAGCCUUUGUAUGUGGUCCAGACCUUAGAGUACAUCAGAAAAUUCAUUUUGGUGAGAAACCUUAUGAAUGUAAGGAAUGUGGAAAGGCUUUUAGAAUAUGCCAACAACUUACUGUCCAUCAGAGUAUUCAUACUGGUGAGAAACCCUAUGAAUGUAAGGAAUGUGGAAAGACUUUUAGACUAAGGCAGCAACUUGUUCGCCAUCAGAGAAUCCAUACUCGUGAGAAACCCUAUGAAUGUAUGGAAUGCUGGAAGACCUUUAGUAGUUACUCACAACUUAUUUCACAUCAGAGCAUUCAUAUUGGUGAGAGACCGUAUGAAUGUGAAGAGUGUGGGAAGGCCUUUAGAUUGCUCUCACAACUUACCCAACAUCAGAGUAUUCAUACUGGUGAGAAACCCUAUGAAUGUAAGGAAUGUAGAAAACCUUUUAGACUGCUCUCACAACUUACUCAGCAUCAGAGUAUUCAUACGGGUGAGAAACCUUAUGAAUGUAAGGAAUGUGGUAAGGCUUUUAGACUUUAUUCAUUCCUUACUCAACACCAGAGAAUUCAUACUGGGGAGAAACCCUACAAAUGUAAGGAAUGUAAGAAGGCCUUUAGACAGCAUUCACACCUUACUCAACAUCAGAAAAUUCAUAAUGGAGUUUAAAACAAGAAGGCCUUCAAUUGUACAUUAUGUAACAAUAUCAGAAAAUUCAUUUUUGAGAAAUUUGUUUCAUGCUUCAACUAAGUGUAAGAAAUUUUAUAUUAUUGGGAAAAAAUGUUGCUUUAAAAGCCUUCCAUCACCUUUCAGAUGUUUAUCUUUGGCAAAUUCAUUUGAGGGAAUAAUACAAUGAAUGUAGGAAAAACUUUAGCCUUAUCUGUCAUUAUCCCAUUUCACCACUUUAUUACCAGUGUGUUAUUGGACAAGGUACUUAAACUUCUGUGCCUCAUUUUGCUCACUUGUAAAAUGGUGAUAAUAGUACCUAUGUAUAUUAGUUAUUUAUUGCUGUAUAAUAAAUUACCACAAACCUAGUAGCUUAAAAUAAUACUUAUUAUCUCAUAAUUUCUAUAGGUCAGGUGUCUGGACAUAACUUCGUUGGGGCUUCUCCUUUAGGGUCUCACAAAGCUAAACUAAAGGUUUCAGCCAGGGUUGGGUCUCAUCUGAAGGUCUAACAGGGGAAGGGAUCCACUUUCAGCCUCACAUGGUUGUCAGCUAUUGCACUGAGGUCCACAGUUUCUAGUUGGCUGUUGGUUGAAGGCUGACCUUAGUUCCAUGCUACAUGGGCUUCUUCAAAUGGCUGCUUAUUAAGUGUGCAAGUCAAGAAUGUGGUAGAGCCUGCUAGCAUCACAGAAGCUAUAAUCGUAUGUGAUCUAAUCACCAAAAUAACACCUUUGCUGUCCUCUACUGAUUAGAACCAAGUUACUGGGCUACCCCACACUCAAGGGUAGAGAUUGUAGAGGAUUACACAAGAGUAUGAAUACCACAAUGUAGGAACCAUUUCAGAGUCAGCCUGCCAACACUGUGUGACAGGAUUGUCUUGAGGAUUAAUUAGUUAAUGCUUGGAAAAAUAGCAGCCACAUAGCAUGUUUUCUGUAAAUAUUAUCUACAGUCGUUAUCAUUAGUAUUAGUGAAUUCAUAUGAAAAAAAUAUACUAUAGAAGUAGUAAAUGUAGAAAUGCCUCAUGUCACUGCUCAGCACUUAAUUAAAUUUAAGAUAAUUUAUUCCAGAUAAAAUCUAGGACGUUAUAUGGAAAGUGAGAAGUUCUUCAUCAUUUGAGCAUUUGAGCUGCGUCAGUAAUUUCAUGCUUAAAAGAAACCUUAUGAAUUUCAUGAAGGUGAGGUUAAGAUUAACAACUGUUGAAGGAUCAGAAAAAAUAUGGAAUUAGUUUCCCAUAAUAAAUUCCAAAAAGUAAAUGUUUUGCAAUCCCUGUUGUUUGACCACUGUUAAAGAUGAAUUUGAAAUUAUUAAAAAGAUGGCAGGAAACUCACCAGUUGGAAGUUUAAUAUUGUGUGUGCAUAUGUGUGUGUAAAACUCUUGUAUAAAAGAAAAAACAUUUCCUUUGUAGUCAGUUUUCUGUUUGAUCAAAUUGCCCCAUCUUCAACCAGUGGGAGUUGGGUCUUUUGACAUGAUCCCCCUAGUAGUUUGAUAGUUUACUUGGUCACAGCUACACAGUUUAGUCAGCAAUGGAAGAUGCUUGGGUACCAACUCAUCCUGAAAAUUGAUAAGGAGAAAAAUGAGCACUUCUUUUGCUUUUUCCAUGUGGACCAAGUUUCAGGGCCACCAAAAGCUCAUCAAAUUAAAAGGGUUUGUUUGUUUUUUUAAAUAAUCAUUACAAAUAAACAGAAUGAUAGGAUUAGAAAAAUCACCAUUUUCUAGUUCCCUAGUAGAAUAAUGGGUCCAGAAAAUGAUCUUCAGUCGAUAUUAACACUAUUGAGUGAAAUAUUUUAUAGUGAGAACUUUACAAUGGAUUUAUCAAGCUGACUACCUCUGAGCCCUUUGAUCAAUUUUAACCUCUAUAAAAGUGGGACUAUCAGACAAUAUCCACCUCCUGAUAAAAUGCAAUAGGAAGUACACACCACCACCUACAAAGCCUUACCGCCAAAACAACUGAAGAAAGCAAACCUUUAAAUCAAAUUCUUUAAAACAAGAAUUUGGGGAAUAGCUGAACAAAGUAAAUGGCACCAGAAGGAAGCAGCCAAGCAGACCCAGAACUGUAAAAUUCUACAAAAUAAAUGAUCUGAUUUCUUCAACUUAAUGAGUGAUAUGAAAAAGAAAAGGUAAGGGCAACUGUUAAUUGAUUAAAAGAGACCUAAGAGACCUAUCAACUAAAUUCAGUACAUGGGCAUUACUUGGACCUAGUUUACACAAAAUGUAAAAAGACAUUUUGGAGACACUGGGGAAAAUGUGGACACGCACUGAGUAUUAGAUGAUAUUUAGAAAUACGCAUUUUGUUAGGGAUAAUGUUAUUGUGGUUAUUAAAAAAUAAAAGGUUCUAAGUGUUAGAGAUACAUACUUCUAUAUUUAUGAAAUGGUAAGAUACUGCAUUUGCAUUAGAAGACUCCAGCAAAAGAAAAAGAAUUGGCACAGAGAGUUGGGAAGUAGAGUAGUAAAAUGUUAAUUACUGAAGGGUAGUGGUUUGUUUUUUUUUUGGGGGGGGGGGGUCAUUGUUCUAAUAUUUUCUAUUUUCUACUUCUUUAAUGUGUUUGAAAGCUUCCAUAAUAAAAUGUUUAAAAUCAAAACCAAAAUUUAUAGACUUACAAAUGAUUGUUGACGAGAUGUGUGUAUCUAAACUUGUCAGAUGUCACCAGAAUUCUGUUCGGUGAGAAAUUCAUCCCCUUUAAUGCAUUAAGGAAAUUUCGUUUGUGGGGCCAAUCUUCAUCAUCUUCACCAUAUCUACGCCUGUCAGAUAAAUAAGUGU